Messenger RNA from Trichoderma gamsii, 2058 nucleotides. RefSeq names its product Pro-kumamolisin. The record is from RefSeq and is a predicted model, not a curated record. Lineage: Eukaryota; Fungi; Ascomycota; Sordariomycetes; Hypocreales; Hypocreaceae. The transcript has a single exon. Gene Ontology annotation, molecular function: tripeptidyl-peptidase activity; serine-type endopeptidase activity. Gene Ontology annotation, biological process: proteolysis. The coding region runs from base 1 to 2058 and encodes 685 amino acids.
AUGGGCUAUUCUCUGAGAGCCUUUUUGGCUCUGGCAGCGGUGGUUGCCGUUACAGACUCGUCUGUCAACGGACUGCCUUCCACCAACUAUGUUCUGCACGAGACCAGGAAUCCCACUGGGACAGGCCAGUUCAACAGCCAUCAUCAAUGGAAGCGUGGAAGCCGCCUCGAUCCCAACGCUAUUGUCCCGCUUCGGAUUGGUCUAGUUCAAAGCAAUAUCGAUCAGGGCUACGAGAAGCUGAUGCAAGUCUCCGACCCGUCCUCGGAAAGCUUUGGCAACCAUCUCAGCGAGGCCGAAGUUCACGACUUGUUCGCCCCAGCAGACGAAACCUUCGAUGCCGUUCAUUCGUGGUUGGUCGAAGCCGGAGUCAACGCGUCGGACAUUCGCCAAUACGCCAACAAAGGAUGGCUCGCUAUCGACCUGCCUGUAUCCUACGUCGAAGAUUUGUUCUUGGCGCAGUAUCAUGAGCAUGAGAGGGAAGGCGUGGUUAAGAUUGGCUGUGACCAGUACCACGUCCCCAAGCAUCUCGCACAGCACAUUGACUACAUCGUGCCCGGUGUCAAGCUGUCGCCACCCAUGAUCAAACGAUCCAUUGAGAAACGAGACGAGACCAGCGUCAGCAACCAUAGAAAGGGCUGGAAGCCGAAGCAGAUGCCGCCUGCGCUCUUGGCCCUGGAAAAGGCUCUUGCGCCUAGCUCCAAGCUGCCCGCUGAUCUGCAAGAUUGCGCUCGUAACUUCACCGCUAUUUGUUACCGUGCGCUGUACCAGAUCCCCGAGGUCAACCUUCCUGUGCCUGGAAAUGAGCCUGCGGUUUUUGAGUCUGGCGAUACAUUUUCCCAACAAGACAUCGACUCAUAUUUCCAGAAAUAUGCCUCUUACAUUCCCAAGGGCACGCAUCCCAAGGUUUUGUCAGUCGACGGUGGCAAUGCUCCGGUGGCCGCAAACUCCCCAUUCAACACUGGUGAAUCAGACAUCGACAUUGAUAUCAUUCAGACGUUGAUCUGGCCCCAGUCGAUGGUUCUGUACCAAGUAGAUGAUCGACUGUACACCACCGCAAACAACAUGUCUGGCUUUUUGAACACCUUUUUGGAUGCUUUGGAUGGAUCUUACUGCCACUAUUCAGCGUACGGCAUAUCGGGAGACAGCCCCGGAGUUGAUCCUGCAUACCCAGACAACAGACCCGGCGGCUACACUGGCCAAAAGCUGUGUGGUGCUUACAAGCCAAACAAGGUCAUUUCCAUCUCAUAUGGCGAGGGAGAGAUUGAUGUGCCCAAGAACUACUUCCUUCGACAAUGCAACGAGUGGCUCAAGCUGGGUUUGCAAGGAACUACUGUUCUCGUGUCGUCUGGCGAUUACGGCGCUGCGAUGCCGCCGCAUGAGGAUUCAGCCAGCGGCUGCUUGUCCGGGUCAGGCCAGAACCAGACAAUCUAUAAUCCGGGCAAUCCUGUCUCGUGCCCGUAUCUCACCGCUGUCGGCGCCACUCAGCUUGAGCCUGGAACAACAGUGUUGGAUGCCGAGGGCGCUAUGCAGACCAACCUUGGCCCAGGAGCCGAACUCUUUGCUUCCGGAGGUGGAUUCUCCAACUACUUCCCUAUUCCAAGCUACCAGAAGACAGCAGUGAGCAGCUACUUUGCCAAGCACGAUCCAGGCCAUCCUUACUACAUUGCGAAUAGCGAUGCCAGCAACAUUGGCGAGAACGGAGGAAUCUACAACCGUGCCGGCAGAGGUAUUCCCGAUAUUUCAGCCAACGGAGCCAAUUUCCGAGCAUUCAAUAACCAGAGUGACGGCCAUUGGUUCGGCACAAGCUUGGCUGCACCUCUUUGGGCCUCUGUCAUUACCUUGAUAAACCAGGAGCGUGCCCUGAUUGGUAAAAAGUCUGUUGGAUUCAUUAACCCGGUAUUAUACUCACAUGCCAGUGCCCUUACCGAUAUUAAGCAGGGAUCAAAUCCCAAUUGUGGUACAAGCGGCUUUACUGCCGUGGAGGGCUGGGACCCAGUAACCGGGCUGGGCACUCCCAAGUAUCCGGAUUUGCUGAAGAUUUGGCUGGAGCUUCCAUAA